AUGGAGUCCUACCCACGCCCAGACUUCCACCGCAACCCCACCUGGGAAACUCUAGAUGGACCCUGGUCCAUCCUCUUCGACGACAAAGAUGAAGGCCUCUCGGCCCAAUGGCAAAAAGCAACCCUCCCAACAGAAACACCAACCCAGAAGAAACGUCCAAUAACAGUCCCCUACGCGUUCCAAACCCCAGCAUCAGGCAUAAACAUCCACGAAGUCCACGAAGUACUGUGGUACGAGCGACUCAUAACCGAUAUACGAACAGAGUCCGAGAAAACUAAGAACAACAGACUCCUUGUUCGCUUCGGUGCUGUCGAUUACGAAUGUACCAUCUGGGUCGAUGGGAAUUAUGUAGGGUCCCAUCGAGGCGGACACGUCCCCUUUGACGUGGAUGUAACAGAUGCGUUCACGGCGGCAUCUACGGAGGCAAGACUUACAUUACGUAUCCGUGACUCCGCAACAGAUCUAGCCCAGCCACGCGGAAAACAAUUCUGGGGCCCUGUUCCUGAGAGUAUCUUUUAUACGCCUACUAGUGGGAUCUGGCUUUCUGUUUGGAUGGAGAGUGUGCCGAAGAUGAGGCUGUGUGAUGGGAGUGGAGGGACGGUGCUACGAUCCGACGAUAUCGAUGCUGGACGGAUUCGAGCUCAUGUGUCUAUUGCGGGACGAUCGUCGGCUAAAGAGCAGGGAAGACCGAGUGUCGAGAUUGAGGUUUCGAUUGCCGGUAUGGCCGUUAGUACGACUCGAGCGGAUGUCCAUGCCAACCGGGAUUGGGCCGAAUUGGAGGCUAGCGUGAGUGUUUCCGAGAAGGAUAUUUCCGCGCUGAAAAAACGAAAGGAGUUGGAGCAUAUCAAUGUCGAGGGGGCCUGGCAUGAUGGCGUUGCGCUCUGGGCACCCGAGCAUCCAAUUCUAUAUGAUCUAGCCAUCCGGCUCUACGAUUCCUCAGGUGCCCUUGUCGAUGAGGUUCAAACCACGACUGGUAUGCGCAGUUUAUCCUGGACAACCGGUGACGGAACUUUCCGAUUGAACGGUCGUCCAUACUUCCAGAUGCUCUUCCUUGAUCAAGGAUACUGGCCCGAAACAGGACUUACGCCACCGUCAUCCGAGGCUCUGCGGACGGAUAUCGAGAUGGCCAAGGCACUCGGCUUUAAUGGGUGCCGGAAGCAUCAAAAAGUCGAGGAUGCGAGAUUCCAGUACUGGGCUGAUCGGCUCGGUUGGCUUGUCUGGGGUGAAAUGGCGAAUGCAUAUGAGUUCGGACCUGAUUACGUUGAGCGGAUGGAUGCUGAAUGGGCAGCGGCCGUGAGAAGGGAUAUCAAUCAUCCUUGUAUUGUGACAUGGACACCUGUGAACGAGAGUUGGGCGUAUACGGAUUUGAAGGGGAGCAUUGAGCAGAGGAAUCAUUUGCGGUCACUUUACUAUUUGACCAAAUCCAUCGACCCAAGCAGACCUAUAAACGACAACUGCGGCUGGGAACACGUCCUGACAGAUCUAACAACCUACCACGACUACGCCGACUCAACCGAACUAACAUCCACAUGCUCAAAGAUGGAAGGUGGAAUCCUGGCACCAAAAGGUGGACAUGACAUGUUCACGAAGCCCAUUUACUCAGGUUUCUCAGGACACACUUUACUCGAUCCCGGCGCGCAACACAAAGCAGGUGCACCGGUGAUCUGCACCGAGUUCGGAGGCGUGAACAUCGCGCCAGCCAAAGAUGGACAGAAAGGAGAGCGGGAUUGGGGGUACACGACUGCGGCUAAUGUGGAGGAUUUCUUGAUCAGAUAUGAGAAGUUGGUAAUGGGGGUUGUUAAGGGUGGACAUUCUUGCGGCUUGGUUUAUACGCAAUUGUGUGAUAUUGAGCAAGAGGUUAAUGGUCUUUAUUCCUAUGACCGGAAGGAAAAGGUACCCGUUGCGCGGGUCAAGACUAUUAUGGAUGCUGCGAAGGAUUAUUACUAUGAUCAUGUUGGCGUGCAGACACAUGGAGCUAAGGGGUGGAAAAAGCUUCUUGAGCAAGGAAGACACGUUCUUCAUCGAUAG
Messenger RNA from Penicillium longicatenatum, 2028 nucleotides. RefSeq names its product glycoside hydrolase family 2 protein. Gene Ontology annotation, biological process: carbohydrate metabolic process. The record is from RefSeq and is a predicted model, not a curated record. Bases 1 to 2028 code for a protein of 675 amino acids. NCBI's taxonomy places the organism in Eukaryota, Fungi, Ascomycota, Eurotiomycetes, Eurotiales, Aspergillaceae. Gene Ontology annotation, molecular function: hydrolase activity, hydrolyzing O-glycosyl compounds. The transcript has 3 exons.